AUGGAAGAGCACCACCGACGACUCCAUGUCAAGGCGGAGCGUGCGUCGGUGAUAGGAGGAGACAUUGUCGACGGAGCAUUCGGCAGUUGGGCUCUCCGAGCUGCUCGCAGUGAGCACCAAUUGAAGCAACAGAGCAACGAAGAUCUCGCUCAGAAUGCUAGAAUCUCUGCUUUGCUGGGAGAGAUGCGGCCUCGGAUGUCGGCAACACCACCCAACGGACAUCAGCAACAUCAUCCAGUUCAGCAGAGAAGAAAGGCUAAUACCACAAACAUUGUGGACGUAUCUUCACAAAUUCCAACAGCUCGAAACGCAAUCUACGGCUCUUGGCAAGAUCGUCACAGGCCGUCUCGUCUCUAUGGAAGUCAGCUGGUAUCAUCGUCGUCUACACUGCCAAAAUAUGAUCAAUUGUACUGCAACACAAAUGCUAUCAACGGCAAUGGAUCGACUAAUACAAUUGCUACAACUGGAAUCAGAAGAGAACCACCAGAAUACGGCAAGGCUGGUCGAUCGGUAUCCACGUGGCAGAUUACAAACUCCGAACAUCGUCCAACACUACAAGCAGGAUGGCUAAAAAGCUCUCGUCCAUUAGCUCGUGGAGCUCUCUCGCCCGCCGCCUAUUUCCGAGAUUUGGAGAAUCGGCACGGCAGCGGAGCGAGCUCCCCUAUUGUCGGAGGCUUAUCCGUUGUUGCAGUACCAAUUACCCAACGGAUAGUUUCCACCACCGGAGGAGUUCCUGUGAAUGAUGCGGUAAAUGCUCCAGUUUCGACCGAUGUGGAAAAUCAACAGCAGGGUGAAUUGGCAGGACAGGGAACGAGUACCUUGUCACGUAACACUCCAAGACAAGCUAGUUUCAUGGCUGCAAUGCAAAGGCAUCCUUUGAAAGAAAGCAACUCAAUCGAAAGUUCUGAUAAGGAAAAUCCGGAACUUGAACCGAAGGCUUCUCCAUUUGAAAAAGAGGAUUCAGAAGACUCACUAAAUCCCGGAAUCGGUGAGACUCCGAUCAGAAGAACCCGCAAAGGAAAUGCAUCGAUGAGGUGCCGUCAAUCGAGUCGAAGUUUGGGUGGGCUCGAUUUCGAAAAGCUGCGGAUGGGAACUACUCGAAUUGAAGACAACAAUACUGCUUCAAACGGCGACUCUGUGGAAAUGAGCUCCUCCACUUCAUCAUCACGUAAAAACUCCCGUGACGACGGUCUGACCUCUUCUCCUUCUCCAACAGCCGCCCCAGCAGCUCCGGUUUUCUCAACGUCUUCCACUUCUUCGGUUUCGACUUCCGGUGAAGCAGCAUCCACAACAACAGCCGCACCGGCAGCCGUAGCGACCACGUCGAGGCAGACGUCGUCGAAUUCGUCAGUCGACUCGAAUCAUAAUGGUGGGUCGAAGAAAUAUAAGAGGAUACUUGAGUACUCACUUAAAAGCCAAAGGAAACAUAUACAUAGGGACAAGAAUGUUUCUUUUUCCUUGAGGACAUCUUCUUUAGUGCAACUUGGAUUUCAACUAUGUUUUCAAAGCAAUGAAGAUGAUACGCCGCGCCAGACCCAAAUCAUACAAUCGUCUUCGAUUUCACAUGAUACCACCACAUCGGGUCGUGAGUUACCGUCUUCACUGAUGGGAUCCAUGACUUCAAUGGAGUUGAGAAGUGGAAGAGCGACGACGUCUUCAGCAACUACCACAACUUCGAACUCUGGACAGAACACUUCUCGAAGUUUGAAUGCACCACAUCCACCGGCGACUCAUCGUCUCCAAAGAUUCAUUGCACUUUUCAAUUCUAGUGUAAGUAAAGCAUCAGAUGGAUCUGGUGAGCCAAAAAAGUCACGGAUGAAGAGAUCUCGAACAUCAUUACCCGCCAGUCGAUUUGCUCUUCCUGGUACUAUUCUGCAACGGGAUGGUGUUGCUCGCCAAACAUGGGUCAAACAUCAAGAGAUUGCACUUGGAAAGUCAGGAAAACGAAAUCACUGGGAAGAUAGAUGGGCGGUACUGUGUAGAAGAAGCCUGUACCUCUGCGUUGAGUCGCCUGCUUAUACUUCUGAAAAGACAGUUGAACUGAGUAGCCAUACUCGCGUGGAUAUUUGUAAUGCUAUCGUUGAUAUCGCCUACGACUGGCUAUCGUCAUCGUUCUCCAAACAACGCCACGUCGUACGAAUCGUGACACAAAACCGAAGCGAGCAUCUUAUCGAACUAAAUACAGAAUCUGAAAUGCUGUCAUGGAUUUCGGUAUUGCAAUCAAGUUCCGAAGACGGAUUGUCUGCAGUAGGAGGAGUUGCCGACGAGAAUGAAGGAGAAAAUUCGAGUGGGAACAAUAAUAAAGUUUCGUCGAAUUCUGCAAUGCUCCAUAACUCGCAAUCGAUCGCAUCGUUAGCGUCAUCGUCAUGUUCGACAGCGACGACUUCUGAAUUUCUGAAUUCGCAACACCCACUUCAACCAGUGAAUCAACAACAGAAACAACAACAAACAGUUAAUGAAUUGAGCACUGGAGUUACUUCACACUUGCCGACGUCGAAAAGUUUUGGAGGCUUGUCUACGACAGCGUCGUCGACGACGGAAAGCGCCAAGAAUCGGCUGAUUAUGCAUCGAUAUAUCGCUAAAAACUCUCAACUCCAAUCUCCAACUGCCAACAAGAAAAUGGACGUGGAUCCAUCGUCAGUACCUUCUGGAUCUUCGACAACAACCACUGCGUUCCAUCAUUCCUCCCAAGCAGGAACAAGUCGAGAAUCUGAAAAUGGUGAAGCUCUAACAGCAUCUGGAACAACGCCAAAGUCUGGGAGAAAAUGGAAGAAAUCGAAAGCAGCGAAACAGGGAAGCGGAGGUGGUAGUAGUGGAAGCUCUUCGGGAAGUCAGCAACAAGGAGCAGCGGCACCUCAGCCAGUACUCGGUGUGCGGCUGGCAGAUUGCGCAAUUGGAAAUUGUGAAGAUCAUGUUCCGAUGCUUGUACAAAUUUGCGUUUGCGUCGUGGAAACAUAUGGAAUGGACACAGUGGGUAUAUACCGUAUUCCGGGUAACACUGCCGCUGUCAAUGCUCUCAAAGAAUCAUUAUCAAAUAAAGGAUUCGAUAGUGUGGAUUUAUCAAAAGUAGAAUCGCUAGAUCCUCGUUGGAGAGAUGUCAACGUUGUCUCAUCACUUCUGAAAAUGUUCCUUCGGAAGUUACCGGAACCUCUUCUCACUGACAAGCUUUACCCAUUCUUUAUCGAUGCAAAUCGAAUUUCAACACAUCAUAAUCGUCUCCACAAAUUGAGAAAUCUGUUGAGGAAGUUGCCACGACCACACUAUGAUACUCUCCGUUUUCUGAUUAUCCAUCUUUCUGAAAUCACAAAGCACAGUGAUGUUAACAAAAUGGAAUGUCGAAAUUUGGCUUUGAUGUUUGGACCAUCGAUCGUCAGGCCGUCGGAUGACAAUAUGGCAACAAUGGUGACCCAUAUGAGUGAUCAGUGCAAAAUUAUUGAAACUUUAAUUCAUUAUAAUAUUUGGAUGUUUGAUGAAACGUCAACAACGGAAGACGCAGUACCUGAACAACAUCCAGCUGAUGGUCAGAAUCCUUUGGAACCUGGAGGCUACGGAGUUGGUGUACCCACUGGAGUUUCUGCUGCUUCAUUCAAUGACAUGCACAAUCUGAUACGGAAAGCAAAUGAAGACCAGGCGGCAGCAAUGAUGAAUGAAGGUGGAAAAGGGCAGAAAAUCAAAAACAUGCUGCGAAGAAAUUCUCGUCGGGAUAAGUCGAAAUCAAAGCUAAAAAUUGAGUCUACUGCGCCAGCGGCUGUGAAUCCACGUGGAUGGACACAACCGACACCAUCCAAUACAUCGGGAGCCAGCGUCGAGAGUGCAUUCUGUGGAAACUAUCAAGAAAGAGACAUUGAUGCUGAAAUCGAAUGCCGGCAAACUGUAUCCCCUCAAAUGGCGUCCGGAUCAGCUGACGGUGCAUCGUCGACGCGUCUUGAUCAAAGCCCUUCUCUUGAAAGCUCUCUUGGAAGCCUCCCGGAUACAUCAAGAACAGAGCCAAUAUUGGGAUCAUCUGGAUAUGGCAAUGAUGACGAAGAAGGAAAAGAGGCUGCUCGGCGGAAGCGUCAAGAGGAAAUGUAUUCGGCUCGACGAAUCUUUAUUGCUGGAGUGGCGGGAGCAGCGGCAGCAACGACGACAAGUGCGGAUGCAGAGAAAGCGGCAAUUGACGCGUUGGCAAAUCACUCUCAACAUCUUCAUUUGGCCAGCAGUCCGGCAUUUGAGGUGCUUAGUGAGGAGACAAGAGAAAAGAUUCGAAGAAUGCAGAAAAAACAGAGUUGGCAUGAUACAAAAGAGCUGAGGAGUACUGGCGAAUUAUUGAAAACCUAUUCACCAACCAAAGACCUGACUGAUGCUCUCUCAUGCACUUCUGAUUACUCAACAACCAGCUCCGCCCCCCUGAGCACCAAUCCACCUUUGGCUGUUGCUUGUGCUGACCAGCCGAAUUCUAGUUCGGAUUAUGCUUCAAGUGAUCCCUCUCCAUGCGCCCGGAAUCCAUCCACUUCUCCUGCUUCUCGUCCAUCAAAUCUGGCGAUUUCUCCAUCUCAACUCCAUGUCACCACUUCUACCACUUCACAAGCUCAACCACCAAUGAGUAGAAGUCAGAAGAUUCGGUUACGGACAAAACUUGGCUCCCGUGAUCCGGCCAGAAGACAUACGCUUAGUGAUGUUGACACUUUGAAGGAAGGUCGACUCGACAAACUGGCGCGAUGGUUCGGUAUCCGGAAAUCGAGUCCGGAUGUGAGCCGAGAUGAAGUGUCAGAUGACGAUAAGAACAAUACACAAUCCCAACAGCCACCUCCACUUCCAUCUGCCGCGCCUCCAGUUAUUGUUCGAACAUCUCCCAAUGAGUUGACCCCAGUUUCCGGGGAUGAGCAGCUUUAA
Messenger RNA from Caenorhabditis briggsae, 4872 nucleotides. Lineage: Eukaryota; Metazoa; Nematoda; Chromadorea; Rhabditida; Rhabditidae. Gene Ontology annotation, biological process: signal transduction; regulation of GTPase activity. Bases 1 to 4872 code for a protein of 1623 amino acids. The transcript has 20 exons. The record is from RefSeq and is a predicted model, not a curated record. Gene Ontology annotation, cellular component: cytoplasm.